AUGCCUCAAUUGGCAAAGCAACUCACAAUGGCUUCCUCUUCCUCAUUGUUCCUCCUUGCUACCCUCCUUGCCCUGGCCUCAUGGCAGGUCACUGCCUACGAUCCUAGCCCUCUUCAAGACUUCUGCAUCGCCGACAUGAAGGCGCCUGUGCGAGUAAAUGGAUUUGCUUGCAAGGACCCAAUGGCCGCAACCCCGGAAGACUUCUUCAACGCAGCCAUGCUCGAUCAGCCUAGGGAUACUAAGGCCAGCAAGGUCAGGUCUAACGUCACCAACAUCAAUGUCAUAAAUUUCCCCGGCCUCAACACCCUCGGCAUCUCGCUGGCUCGCAUCGACUAUGGACCGUUAGGUGUGAACACACCACACAUACACCCUCGUGCCACUGAGCUCCUCACAGUGCUCGAGGGGACACUCUACCUUGGAUUUGUCACAUCCAACCCAAACAGGCUCUUCUCCAAGAUAGUUAAGAAGGGCGAUGUAUUCGUAUUCCCAAAAGCAAUGAUCCACUUCCAAAUGAACCUAGCGCAUGACAAGCCAGCAGCCGCGUUGUCCUCGCUCAGCAGCCAAAACCCUGGAGUUAUUUCUAUUGCCAAUGCAGUGUUUGGAUCAAAGCCACCGAUUUCAGAUGAUGUCUUAGCCACGGCAUUUCAGGUGGAGAAGGAUCUCAUUCACUGGCUCCAAUCUCAGUUCUGGGGGAACACCGACUACUAA
Molecule: messenger RNA, 708 nt
Organism: Triticum turgidum subsp. durum (durum wheat)
Lineage: Eukaryota; Viridiplantae; Streptophyta; Magnoliopsida; Poales; Poaceae
Source: the annotation of a GenBank genome assembly